Messenger RNA from Spodoptera exigua (beet armyworm), 780 nucleotides. The record is from the annotation of a GenBank genome assembly. Lineage: Eukaryota; Metazoa; Arthropoda; Insecta; Lepidoptera; Noctuidae.
AUGGGAGUGUCAGACUCUUACAGACUAAACCCGCCCGUUCGUGGUGUCCCGUCCGUUCCCCCGAAGUGUGGGAGAGCCAAGCAAGUGUGGGAAAUCCAAGCUUCGGCACGAAUGGGUCGGCUCGACCGGAGUGAUACCACGGCCUCACAGAAUAACGGCGUGAAACAACCACAGCGUUGUGUUUCACCGUGUGUCCAUGAGCGGCGCCGAUUGCUUACCAUAAGGCUGAUGAUGAUGUGCAUUCUACUGUUCACCAACAGAAUAUUUGAGGUGUGGGAGAGCCAUGCUUCGGCACGAAUAGGUCGGCUCGACCGGAGUGAUACCACGGCCUCACAGAAAACCGGCGUAGAACAACCACAGCGUUGUGUUUCGCCGUAUGUCCACAACGUUGUUAGUCCUUUGCUAGCAGCGUUACCUCCACAGCUUCAUUGCCUACCACCUUACUGCCACCAUCUGUCUCCUAGGAACACUACGCUACUCCCAUCCCCAACAACGGAAAUGGAAAUCCGGCGGCGCGGCGAAAAAAGACCGAUUCCACCUGAAUUAAAAGACGAGAAAUACUUCGAGAGAAGACGACGCAACAAUCAGGCUGCUAAGAAGUCCAGAGACGCGAGACGGAUUCGAGAAGACCAGAUAGCAUGGCGCGCCUGUCUUCUGGAGCAAGAGAAUGCAUCCCUUCGAGCUCAUGUAGCGGCUCUGAGACAAGAGACCCUGGCCCUUCGUUCUUUGCUAGCAGCCAGGGACGAGGCACCAGCACCUUCUUCCACCACUCCUGAUUAA